GAACAGAAGGGCGUGUGUUAUUAAUAAUCAUCCGAGCAGAAAGUCCCACAGUCUUCUGACAGCGAGCAGACGAGGAAGCGCAGCGCUGCGGAGAGGACAGAUUCAUCGCUUGUCGCGGCGCGGCGCGGUGCGUGGGUUACACAUCUGCGCGGUCGUUAUACAGCGUGACUAACCGGAGCUUUGACGCAGUGGAUUGUUUCGUGGGAAGCUUCUUCAUCUGAUCCGAGCUGAUCGAUCCGCGGCUCUUCCUCGCGUUAUAUCGACCUACACACAAUUUAAUGCUGAGGACUUCUGAAUGCCCUUCCAAACUCGAACAGCUCAGAUAAUUAGUUUUCCCCCGCAGUGGAUGGCUGAAAACGUGCAGCUCAGAUAAUUUCUCGGCGUAUUAUGUCUUGUGAGGAAUCUGUCUUGCUGUUUCAAUGACGGGUAAGAUGGAAACGCCUUUCUAUCACGAUGAUAGCGUUCCCAACUUUGGGCAAAUUCCAGAUUACGAUCGAUACCAAGGCCACAAGAUUAUGAGCAAGAAGAACAACAUGCCGCGUCAUUUCUCCCACAGCCUGGGAAACGCCUCGAGCCUCAAACUCAACAGCCCCAGCGGUCUGGGCAUGAGCGGCAAUCCCAACGGCUCGCUGAUGUCUUCUCCAGACAUGAACCUCCUGAAGCUGUCCUCUCCAGAUCUGGAGCACCUGAUUAUCCAGUCUAACCAGGGACUGGUUACUACAAGCCCGGCUCCAAACGCGUCUGCUAAUCCCUUCAUGUACCGAAACCAGGCCACGAACGAGCAGGAGGGAUUCGCAGACGGCUUCGUCAAAGCUCUGGCCGAUCUGCACAAGCAGAACCAGCUGGUGGGGGCCCCCAUGUCGCCCUCCUCCUCCAUCCAGGGCUCCUACCAGAGGAACCUGAUGCCGGGCGCAGACAUGCCCAUCUACACCAACCUGAGCAGCUACAACCCCAACCAGCUGCCCUCCUCUUACCCCGGCGGCCAGAUGGCCUACGCCUCACCCCACGGCCCUCAGACUCGGGGCCCGGACGCUCCGCAGACGGUGCCCGAGGUCCCUCACCCGCCCGGGGCCGACCCGGCCAGCUCCCCGCCCUCACUCUCUCCCAUCAACCUGGAGACCCAGGAGCGGAUCAAGGCGGAGCGCAAGAAGCUGCGGAACCGCAUCGCCGCCUCCAAGUGCCGCAAGAGGAAGCUGGAGAGGAUCUCGCGGCUGGAGGAGAAGGUCAAGGUGCUGAAGACGCAGAACUCGGACCUGGCCUCCACCGCCAGCAUCCUGAGAGAGCAGGUGGCUCAGCUCAAACAGAAAGUCAUGAAUCACGUCACUAAUGGCUGCCAGAUCGCCGUCAGCUCAGCCGGCAUGGCCAAGAGUGGCGAGAGCACCAGCUGCUGAAACCACAAGACUUUCUCUUUAUCUCCUGGCUGCACUCUCACGCUCAUUCUCUGUCUCUCUCAACCCCGUCCCAGAAAGCGGAGAAGGGGCGAGACCCGUCAGAGACGCGCGAGAGCAACCCUGCUUUUCUUUAGGAAUGUCCUUCUUGAAAACCUGCACAUGCUCCCAAAGUACUGAGUGCGUUCUUCGACCGUUCUUUGGACUUGAAGUUGUUUGGGUCAGUUUUUUGUCGAAAAGGCCAAAGCGACAGGGAUGCAAAUGCACUGCGGGUGGGAUGAUCACAAAGGGAACAAAAACUCAUGUAGGAAUUCUGCCCUUGAAUACUUUUCUUUUUUUCUGCUUUUACACCCCGGCUUGUAACCGAGAUUUUUCACUUCAAGCGGACGGAAAAUUUGCUCACAUUUUUUUUCUUUAUAAUCAGCGUCUUGUUCGACCGAUGGACGGACUUUAUAUGUUUUAGGGGUUUGUGUUUAUAAAAUUGUUGAACAACAUGCACUAUUAUGCAAACUUUUCUCCAAAGCACCUGACGGACUCUUACACACGUGGAAGAGAACCGAUCCCUUUAUACUGCUUUGAGAUGUCACCUGUGUUCUAGUGGAAAUCUCUUGGUUUAAUCUGUCACCUUGUCUUAGUAACAACAUUACAGCAUAUGUUUGUUCGUUCGUUGGUUGGUUUGAUAUUGUGCAAUUUGUGAAUAUGAGGAAAAAAUAUUUUAUAGAAACCAAGACUUUUUUUAAAAAGUAUUACAUUACUGUUUAAUAUCGCAACAUUAUAAGCAAAGAGACAUCUGCGGAUAAAGGAUUGUGGUAUUGUGCAAAACUUUAAUGGCACCUUUGGCCGGUUUUGAGUUGGGAAUUUCCUGAGCAUUCCGAGACCUUUUGCACUGUAGUCUCCCGUCAGGAGAUACGUCCUAAUAAUGGGUUGAUAGUGUGUUUUUGCCAUUAUCUAAUGAGUAUUAAUGCUGUGUUAACCUAGAGUAACGGUGUGGAAAAGCUACUCUGGACUAAAGAAAUCGAAAAAUGCACCAAGUCAAGAGUCAAAACUGACCUGAAAUCAGAACGACAACAAAAGGGCUUUUGAUCAAUAGUAUUUUGCAUUUUUUCUGUAUUUGAUUUGAUUUUUUUUUUUUUAAUGAAUUUUAUUUAUACAGAAUUUGUAUUUAUGUUGUUUUCUGAGGAGAGGAAAAAUAUGGUUGGAAUACUAGUGUCUUGUUGAAACUACACGAUUGCACAUAAAUCAGAAACAUUAAAUGAUGUGUAAUAUUUAUCCUCUGUGUAUAGCAUGACAGUUUGAACUAUAACUACAACUAUGUUUAUAGUAGAUAAAAAAAUAAUAAAUGAACAGAAUUCUGCAAGAUUGUGGGUAAUGCACCCAGACAUUGUUUUACGAGGCGAGCAGAAGUCCGCGCUCUACUGCAGACGUCAGAUCAGCUCGAUGAAGUCACGAGCUUCGCAUCGCUGCGAUAAACAACUCGUAGAAGGCCUGCUUUUGUGAAAACCAUCCAUGUGUUAAAGAGUCCUGUACGUCUGCCAGUGUUGCUACUCAGAACUGCUGUUCAAUGCCUUUCUUUUACAGUCAAUGGAGAUGCAGAUCAUUUUAUUUAUAUGUAUAUCCAUUUGGAGAUGAUUCGUAGGGAUACCUGAGACUGGUACUAGAACUGUCAAAUAACCUUGUGCAACAAGAAGAUAUUUAUUUUUUUGAAACUUGAAUAAGGAUUUUGAUGUCAGAAACGUAUUGUAUUUUUGUACAAAAUAGUUUUGAACGUUUUUGUGUACAGUGCCUACUGUAUUGCUUUGUAUCAUUCCAGUACUUUAUUUAUUGAAGUGGUUUUCCUGAUCAGUGUGGUGGUGUUUUAUUUGAGCUCGGCUCCAAGCGUUUCUGUGUUGCUGGUUUGUGUUCGUACACGCCUGCUGUUUGGUGCAUUUGUCCACCGCGUGCUCCAGCUUUUCCACUGGUCCUUGAUUUGUUCCUGAUUGUUCUGUGUUCCUCUAUUUAACCCUAACUUUAAGAGGGUUGCGAUCGAUCGCUCCCGUGUUUUUGUUGUUUCAUGGGACUGUAUGGCUGUGUUUUGAUCCAACUCUUAAGACUGAUUGCAUCGUUCAUUUUAAAAUGAAGAAA
Sinocyclocheilus rhinocerous is the source of this 3509-nucleotide messenger RNA. It is a transcript of the gene june, whose product is annotated as JunE proto-oncogene, AP-1 transcription factor subunit. The record is from RefSeq and is a predicted model, not a curated record. NCBI's taxonomy places the organism in Eukaryota, Metazoa, Chordata, Actinopteri, Cypriniformes, Cyprinidae. Bases 420 to 1391 code for a protein of 323 amino acids. Gene Ontology annotation, cellular component: transcription regulator complex. Gene Ontology annotation, molecular function: transcription factor binding; RNA polymerase II cis-regulatory region sequence-specific DNA binding; DNA-binding transcription factor activity, RNA polymerase II-specific. Gene Ontology annotation, biological process: regulation of transcription by RNA polymerase II; regulation of cell population proliferation; regulation of cell cycle. The transcript has 2 exons.